UUAUCAGAGACAAUGAAACCUCAAAGGCUCUAACCAUAACAUAACAUAAAUUUUCUAAUGUGUACUGUGUAGUCUAGUAUUCUAGUUGCGGCUAUAGUUACUUUUGUGUAAAUAAAAAUAAUAAAUAUGUAUUGUUUAGAUUUACCAUUUAUAUAAAACUUAAUAUAAUAUUUUCAAUUGGUAAAUAUGCACAAUUAAUGUUUAUGAAUCGUUUUCAACCGUAAAAUGGAUGCAGAUUUCGUUCAGUUACAUAGGGCAACUUGUUUUUUUUUACCGUUAUAGCUUUGUUGUGGUGUAAGAUCGCUUUCUUUAUUCUUAAGUUAAAAAACAAUGGAAAAUGGACUCAGAUUUAUUUGAUGAACACAGUGAUUGCUCUAGUGAAGUAUCAGAAACGCGAUCAGAACUCGAAUCUCGAAUCUAUGGUAUUAUCCACCAUAACGAUUUUUCAGGGACAUCGGAGUCACCAUUCAUUGAUCCAAAGUAUGGUGUAGAAUUCAAUACCAAUGGCGAAAUUGUUGUGUUUCUCAAAGAUCCAGCCGAUAUAGCAAUCAACUCCACCGUUAAUUUAUCCGAGGUGUGUAAAAAUAGUGUUAUACCAACACUUGUUUUAGAUGAUGACAACACUGAAACUUCUCAAGGUAUCGCUAGUAUAUUAGCUGAUAACGAAUUUACUGAAACAAGUUUAAAAAAAAAGAAGAAAAAAAAGAAGAAGAAAAAUGUAAAUGUGGAAAGUAUUGAGGAGUAUAUUAAUAUUAUUAAAAGUACUGAUGCGUUAAAAGAAUAUAAAGAGAAAAGUGGGUUAAAUAAAAUGAAUACUAAAACUAGUAGUGCUCAUAAAGUUUCUCUAAACGUAUCUUUGAAUAAUGAACGAGCAACGCCAAUGACCGCAAGUGAAAUUUUGAAACAAUAUCGUAUUGGAAAACCAACUGAAUGUAGUUUGUGGUAUAGAUGCCCAAAGACAUGGACUCCAGAUAUGGUUAAAUUUUAUACUAAAAUUCAAAAGUCAAAACGAAAUUAUGACUGUAGAGAAGAACUUAACAAAAUUAAAGAAAAAUAUGGUUCGAAUCCAGUUGAUUGGUCUUUAGAUCCCAUGGAUGUAAAUAAAUAUAAUUCAAAUACACCUAGAAUGAGAUGUAAUAUCUGUAGACAAUUCGGUCAUACUGGAUAUAAUUGCAAGGAUCAAUAUAAACCUCCAAUUUGUAUUAUGUGUGGAGUGGAAGGACAUCAUUUUCAUAGCUGUAAUAAAAAAAUAUGUUUAUCGUGUGGAACUUGGCAAAAAAAUUUUACAAAUAAUUGUAGUAUCUGUUUAUCAAUGAUCAGAGUCAAAUGUAAUCUGUGCAAUGAUGUCGGUCAUGAAUCAAGUUAUUGCACAGAAACCUGGCGUCAAUUUCAUAGUACUAUUUCUACUGCACCAGAACCUGAAAGUAACGAAUUUGCUCAAUCUACUUCUAGAUCAAAUACUGAUUCAAGACAAUCUACUACAAGAAAGUCUGAAUCUUCAUCGACAUUAACUCCCAAUGUCAAAGAGAAAAGUAAAAAUAGUCCAAAAUCUGUUGAUUCUGGUAAAAUUAAAAAAGCAAAACGAUUGCAAGCCAAGGCAAAACAUUCAAAAAAUAAAAAUAAAAGUAAUCUCACAAUUUCUGAUAAUGAAUCCAUAAAUAUUGAUGUUAAUAUACAAGAUGUUACAUUGCAACGCACUCUUACAAAACGAAAUUUUUUCAAGAAAAAAAAAUUUAGUGUCAACAGUUAAAUACAAACAUUUGAGAAUUGACAAUUCAAAUGACUAUUUACUUAAAAAUAAUAGAUUAGAUUUUUAAUCUGUUAACCCAUAUUGAUUUUUUUUUAUUUAGUGAUACUCUUGUAUCCGUUGUUUAGUAUAAUAUUAUAUUAAGCUUAAUAUAAUCUAGCGUAGAUAGAUUUAUUACAUUUAAUUGUGUCUUCAGUGGAUCUGUAUGACGCCAUAGUAUUAAAUAUAUUUAUGUUGUAAUAUCCGUUAUUCCGGUUUCUGAUGUUGCAAGUUUUAGUAUUUCAUAAUAUGUAAUUAUUUAGUAACAAUUUAUUGUGACAAAGUUUUUAUAUAGGAAAUUUUAAUAUUAUUUUAUUAUUUAAAAUUAUCAAUGUAUUACCUAUAUUACAUUUCCAUAAUUGCUCACUUCAAAAUAGUUUAGACUUCUAAUAUAAAUCUCUAUUUAUUUAGUUACUCUUAGGUCUGCAUAAAUAUUUAGCAUUCAAUUUGAAGUAGAAGAUGGAUAGAAUAUGGUAUUGAUAAUAUUAAAUUGCUAAAAUAUUACAUAAGCAAAAUAUUGUUAAACUUUUUGUCUUACAUUGGUGUACUAAUUUGUACAACUUGUUUCUCUAUUUUAAAUUAUGUCCCAAACAUGUCAAAAUACAACUGUAUUUGGAGAGUUUUUUUGUUAAAUAAAUCAUAGAAAAAUGUAAAUAAUUAAUUUUUUUGACAAUCCAAGACAAAAUGUUUAAAUACAGUGUGGUAAUAUGUAUAAUGGAUUCAAUUAUAUAAAUGUAAUGAAAUUA
Acyrthosiphon pisum (pea aphid) is the source of this 2532-nucleotide messenger RNA. RefSeq names its product zinc finger CCHC domain-containing protein 7. Gene Ontology annotation, cellular component: TRAMP complex. The record is from RefSeq and is a predicted model, not a curated record. The coding region runs from base 338 to 1750 and encodes 470 amino acids. Gene Ontology annotation, molecular function: RNA binding; zinc ion binding. The transcript is spliced from 4 exons. NCBI's taxonomy places the organism in Eukaryota, Metazoa, Arthropoda, Insecta, Hemiptera, Aphididae. Gene Ontology annotation, biological process: nuclear polyadenylation-dependent CUT catabolic process; nuclear polyadenylation-dependent snoRNA catabolic process; nuclear mRNA surveillance of mRNA 3'-end processing.